UACAUCUUUUCACAUACCAGGAGUCAAGCCUCAGGAGGCAGGAUGCUCUGGGGGCUGGUCCUGCUGGCCCUGUGGACGCGGCCUGGUGCUCCAGCUGGUGACCAGGCUGAAGACACUUUCUUCGACCUUUUCAGCAUUAGCAACAUCAACAGGAAGACCAUCGGUGCCAAGCAGUUCCGCGGGCCUGACCCCGGCAUGCCAGCUUACCGUUUUGUGCGGUUUGACUACAUCCCCCCAGUGAACGCAGAUGAUCUUGGCAAGAUCACCAAGCUCAUGCGGCAGAAGGAGGGCUUCUUCCUCACGGCCCAGCUAAGGCAGGACCGAAAGUCCAGGGGCACUCUGCUGGCUCUGGAGGGCCCUGGUAACUCCCACAGGCAAUUUGAGAUCGUCUCCAAUGGCCCUGCAGACACCCUGGACCUCACCUACUGGAUCGAUGGAACCCAGCAUGUCAUCUCGCUGGAGGACGUGGGCCUGGCCGACUCCCAGUGGAAGAACAUCACAGUGCAGGUGUCAGGUGAGACCUUCAGCCUGUACGUGGGCUGUGACCUCAUCGACAGCUUCACUCUGGACGAGCCCUUCUAUGAGGAGCUCAAGGCGGAAAAGAGCAGGAUGUACGUGGCCAAAGGCUCUGCCCGCGACAGCCACUUCAGGGGUUUGCUUCAGAAUAUCCACUUAGUUUUUGAAAAUUCUGUGGAAGAUAUUCUAAGCAAGAAAGGCUGUCAGCAAGGCCAGGGAGUUGAAAUCAACGCCAUCAGCGAGAACACAGAGACGCUGCACCUGGGUUCCCAUGUCACCACGGAGUACGUGGGUCAGCGCGUGGAGAAGAGGCCGGACGUGUGCAAGCACUCCUGCGAGGAGCUGGACAACAUGAUCAACGAGCUCUCGGGGCUGCAGCUCAUUGUCAGCCAGCUCCACGAGAACCUGAGGAAAGUGUCAAAUGACAACCAGUUUCUCUGGGAGCUCAUCGGUGGCCCUCCUAAGACAAGAAACAUGUCGGCUUGCUGGCAGGACGGCAGGUUCUUUGCAGAAAAUGAGACCUGGGUGGUGGACAGCUGCACCACGUGCACCUGCAAGAAAUUUAAAACCGUUUGCCAUGAAAUCACCUGCCCGCCAGCGACGUGCGCCAACCCCUCCUUUGUUGAGGGCGAGUGCUGUCCCUUCUGCACUCACUCGGUGGACGGUGAGGAGGGCUGGUCUCCAUGGGCAGAGUGGACUGAGUGCUCUGUCUCCUGUGGUUCCGGGACCCAGCAGAGGGGCCGGUCAUGCGACGUCACCAGCAACACAUGCUUGGGCCCCUCCAUCCAGACACGAGCGUGCAGCCUGGGCAAGUGUGACACCCGCAUACGGCAGGAUGGCGGCUGGAGCCACUGGUCACCUUGGUCUUCGUGCUCAGUGACCUGUGGAGUCGGCAACAUCACACGCAUCCGUCUCUGCAACUCCCCGGUCCCCCAGAUGGGAGGCAAGAACUGCAGAGGCAGUGGCCGGGAGACCAAAGCCUGCCAGGGCGCCCCAUGCCCAAUCGACGGCCGCUGGAGCCCCUGGUCCCCGUGGUCCGCCUGCACGGUCACCUGCGCCGGAGGCAUCCGCGAGCGCACGCGGGUCUGCAACAGCCCCGAGCCGCAGCACGGCGGGAAGGCGUGCGUGGGAGACGUGACCGAGCGGCAGAUGUGCAACCGGAGGAGCUGUCCCGCAGACGGCUGUCUGUCCAACCCCUGCUUCCCUGGGGCCGAGUGCAGCAGCUUCCCCGACGGGUCCUGGUCCUGCGGCUCCUGCCCGGCGGGCUUCCUGGGCAACGGCAGCCACUGCGAGGACCUGGACGAGUGCGCCCUGGUCCCCGACCUGUGCUUCCCGAGCGGCAGGACGCAGCGCUGCGUGAACACGCGGCCCGGCUUCCACUGCCUGCCCUGCCCGCCGCGCUACCGGGGCAGCCAGCCCCGCGGGGUCGGCCUGGAGGCCGCCAGGACGGACAAGCAGGUGUGCGAGCCCGAGAACCCGUGCAAGGACAAGACUCACAGCUGCCACAGGAACGCAGAGUGCAUCUACCUGGGCCACUUCAGCGACCCCAUGUACAAGUGCGAGUGCAGGACGGGCUACGCAGGCGACGGGCUCAUCUGCGGGGAGGACUCGGACCUGGACGGCUGGCCCAACAGCAACCUGGUGUGCGCCACCAAUGCCACCUACCACUGCAUCAAGGAUAACUGCCCUCAUCUGCCUAACUCUGGGCAAGAAGACUUUGACAAGGAUGGAAUCGGAGACGCCUGUGAUGACGACGACGACAAUGACGGCGUCAGCGAUGAGAAGGACAACUGUCAGCUUCUUUUCAACCCCCGCCAAUCUGACUAUGACAAAGAUGAGGUUGGGGAUCGCUGUGACAACUGCCCGUAUGUGCACAACCCUGCCCAGAUCGACACGGACAACAACGGAGAGGGGGACGCCUGCUCUGUGGACAUCGAUGGAGAUGAUGUCUUCAAUGAAAGAGACAACUGUCCCUACGUCUAUAACACGGACCAGAGAGACACGGAUGGCGACGGCGUGGGGGACCACUGUGACAACUGUCCCCUGGUGCACAACCCUGACCAGAUGGACGUGGACAAUGACCUUGUCGGGGACCAGUGUGACAACAAUGAGGACAUAGAUGAUGAUGGCCACCAGAACAACCAGGAUAACUGCCCCUACAUCUCCAAUGCCAACCAGGCUGACCAUGACCGUGAUGGCAAGGGGGAUGCCUGUGACCCUGAUGACGACAAUGACGGUGUCCCUGAUGACAGGGACAACUGCCGGCUUGUGUUCAACCCAGACCAGGAGGACUCAGACGGUGAUGGGCGGGGCGAUGUUUGUAAAGACGACUUUGACAACGACAGUGUCCCGGACAUUGACGAUGUGUGUCCCGAGAACAAUGCUAUCAGCGAGACUGACUUCAGGAACUUCCAGAUGGUCCCCUUGGAUCCCAAGGGGACCACUCAAAUCGACCCGAACUGGGUCAUUCGCCAUCAAGGCAAGGAGCUGGUCCAGACGGCAAACUCGGACCCCGGCAUUGCCGUAGGUUUUGAUGAGUUUGGGUCUGUGGACUUCAGUGGCACAUUCUACGUCAACACUGACCGGGACGACGACUACGCUGGCUUUGUGUUUGGCUACCAGUCGAGCAGCCGCUUCUAUGUGGUGAUGUGGAAGCAGGUGACUCAGACCUACUGGGAAGACCAGCCCACCCGGGCCUACGGCUACUCCGGAGUGUCCCUGAAGGUGGUCAACUCCACCACGGGCACCGGCGAGCACCUGAGGAACGCGCUGUGGCACACCGGGAACACCGAGGGCCAGGUGCGCACGUUGUGGCACGACCCCAAAAAUAUUGGCUGGAAAGACUACACUGCCUACAGGUGGCAUCUGACACACAGGCCUAAGACGGGCUACAUCAGAGUCUUAGUGCAUGAAGGAAAACAAGUCAUGGCGGACUCAGGACCAAUCUAUGACCAAACCUACUCUGGCGGGCGACUGGGUCUGUUUGUCUUCUCCCAAGAAAUGGUCUAUUUCUCAGACCUCAAGUACGAAUGCAGAGAUGUCUAAGCAAGAUUUUCUGCCUUUCCACCAAUGCCUGGUUCAUGCCGUGUUACCCAGGCACCCCGGUCCUUGCAGCCUCUCUGUGCAGCCUUCCUGCCUCUUGACCUUAACUCUGAUGGUUCUUCUCUUCCUGCCAUCAGCCCCAAGUCCAAGUGCCUUCAGCGGAUAAGUAUUAGUGGAACCCAAAGAUGAAUACCAACCACUACAGGAAAACAUUUGAUGACACAUGAGACUUCAUGUGGAGUGAGAGUUGGGCAUGGCAUUACGUUGCUUUUUCUCAUUUGUUUAAAAAGAAUGACGUUUACAUAUAAAAUGUAAUUACUUCUAUUUAUGUGUAUAUGGAGUUGAAGGGCGUACUGUGCAUAAGCCAUUGCCAUAAAUUAAGCACGAACAUAUUGCUAAACUACGUAACGGUGCCUAAAGUCUUCACUGUUCUUGGAUUAGAACUGUUCUGCAAUCACACGCAAAUCCUGUUAGGUCAGUUAUAAAGAAGGGUCAACCCAAGUCUGAAGUAAUUCCAUAGGAGGCAAGAGGUUAGAAGUUAAUACUCUUGGGAGACUGUGGCCCGAUGUCAAGUGAUGUAAGAUAUCAGUUAACCUAUUGGAACAUAGAAAAUAAUUACAAGAUAAACAAAUACCUUGUCCUCCAUUCUCCUCUGUCCUACAGUGAAAGCCCUCAUAUUUGGUAGAGAUGUAGUUUUAUCAAAGAAGGAAUAUCCUUGCAAAAUGGAUCCAGUGUGGUUCCAGAUGUGGACUUGGCAGAGCCGCAUGUGAGUGAAAGUUUAAUAGGCCGAGUGGCUUUGCAUAAGCCGGCCGCUCCCGUGGCUGUAGCGUUCAGAGAUUUCCCAGCCAGCUGUCGUCUGACUUUGCAUUCUCGUCUCUGAUUUUUUUU
This is a messenger RNA of Cynocephalus volans (Philippine flying lemur), 4446 nucleotides long. It is a transcript of the gene THBS2, whose product is annotated as thrombospondin 2. The transcript has 22 exons. Lineage: Eukaryota; Metazoa; Chordata; Mammalia; Dermoptera; Cynocephalidae. Gene Ontology annotation, cellular component: extracellular region. Gene Ontology annotation, molecular function: calcium ion binding; protein binding. Gene Ontology annotation, biological process: negative regulation of angiogenesis; cell adhesion. The record is from RefSeq and is a predicted model, not a curated record. The coding region runs from base 43 to 3561 and encodes 1172 amino acids.